Messenger RNA from Oreochromis niloticus (Nile tilapia), 1188 nucleotides. RefSeq names its product calmodulin regulator protein PCP4. Gene Ontology annotation, molecular function: calcium ion binding; calmodulin binding. The transcript has 4 exons. Lineage: Eukaryota; Metazoa; Chordata; Actinopteri; Cichliformes; Cichlidae. The record is from RefSeq and is a predicted model, not a curated record. Bases 125 to 433 code for a protein of 102 amino acids. Gene Ontology annotation, cellular component: cytoplasm.
GCAGAUGGUGGAAGACGUGAAGGCUGCUCCUUGGUGUUGAACUACAGACGAGGAGCCCCGUGCCCAUUGGCUUCGUGGAAAUGUGGCGAGGGGGGAGCGGGGCUUCCUGCGCUAUAAAAGCGGAAUGUGCGCGCGUGGAGAGGACGGUACCUUCAGUCAGUCGACCGGUGCGCAUCACAAAUAUCCACACGCAGACACGCACAGCGAAGCCAUGAGUGAGAGACAAGCAUCUGGCCCAAUGACCGGAAACAGCAAAGCAUCUGGCCAAGGGCUUCAAGGUCAACAAAAGGUACCAUCUAAGCAAGAAAAGAAGAACAACCUCCCCCAGGAUUUUGACAUCGACAUGGACGCCCCAGAGACGGCGAAGGCUGCUGUGACCAUCCAGUCACAGUUCAGGAAAUUCCAGAAAAAGAAGCAGGAUGUGAAGUCGUAGAGUGGCAUCUCCUAGCGUCGUCUUCAGCUGACGUGGGCCCGGUCAUGCAUGUCAUUUAAACUGCAUCAUCAUGAACUGGAAAGGGAGGGUGAGGGCGGGAUUCCUGAAGGUGGAGGUAGAAGGGUGCGGUUAAAUUGUACCUUUGUGAAAGUCUGUGCAUAAUGAAUAACUUUACUAUAUACAAAAUGUUGCAUUAUUACUUUCUUGGUGUAUGUAUUUAGAUAAUAAUAUAAUUUUGCUAUUUCUUUUUUACUUCAGUGACACUUUACAGUUUGGUUUCACACUCACUGCACACCCACAUAAACAGGAAGCUUAAAUAUGGGAGGUCUUCUCAUGUAAUGUUAAACAGCGAUCUUUGAUUGAUGCUAUAAUCUGGGUCACAGUACCAGCAAAAGAGUUGGGCUCCACUGGAGGCCUGUUAUUGGCUUCUUCCUGUGGCUGAGCAGAGUGAUUCCAUACUGUUACAGUGUCUUUAAAAUCCAAUCAAUUUAGUGUCUCUAAAUGUGUUCACAUGUCGCAGGUCUCCUCUCCGACACGCCUUUCCCCUGAUGACGCUCUCAGUUGUAUCUUUGUUGAUACUGCAGAUGUUGUGAUUGUGGGUCUUUGCCUGUUGUGGUUCCAGUGUGAUUCUUCAUUGUUAGAUUGGCUCACGUGUAUUGUACAAGCACACACAUGCAUGCAUGAACGCUCACACAUAUGCGCACACAUGCAUAUCCACUUCUACAGAGAAAUAAAUAAAGACAACAGAAAGGAGA